Messenger RNA from Gracilinanus agilis (Agile Gracile Mouse Opossum), 2149 nucleotides. RefSeq names its product Rho guanine nucleotide exchange factor 1 (gene ARHGEF1). The annotation marks the transcript as partial. Gene Ontology annotation, biological process: G protein-coupled receptor signaling pathway. The record is from RefSeq and is a predicted model, not a curated record. Gene Ontology annotation, cellular component: cytoplasm. Lineage: Eukaryota; Metazoa; Chordata; Mammalia; Didelphimorphia; Didelphidae. Gene Ontology annotation, molecular function: guanyl-nucleotide exchange factor activity; G protein-coupled receptor binding. The transcript is spliced from 20 exons.
ACCGCACGCGCCCAGAACUGCUUCCCGAGGACAUGCAGCGGCGAUUCGUGCAGGAGGUGGUCCAGGCCCAGCAGAGUGCCAUCUGCCGGCAGCUCGAGGACUUCCGGUCCAAGCGGCUCAUGGGCAUGACUCCUGGGGAGCCGGAGCUGUCCCAGCUGGAAGCCUGGGCGGCCCGGGACCGGGUCAGCUUCGAGGGCCGAGAGCGCCUUGUGGCCGAGAGGCUCCUGACCCGCCUGGAGGACAUUCACCCGACCAUCUCCACAGAUGAGGAAAAGAGUAUGGCCAUCGUGAGCGCCAUCAGCUCCUACAUGCGAUUCCUCGGCGUCCGAACCAAGGGCAGCGACAAGAAGGCCCGGGGGAACUUCUUCCGCAAAAAGAUGUCUGGGAACCGCCGGGCAGACGAUGCCCCCAAGUCCAAGAAAGGCCUCAGCAGCAUCCUCGACGCAGCUCGAUGGAACAGGGGGGAGGCACAAGCUCCUGACUUCCGACACCCUAAAGCUGAGAGUGAUGGUGAGAAGUCGGGGCUCCCCGAGCGGAAGACCAUCCACGUGACCCCCCCAAGGGGGGUCGUCGGGCCCCCCGGGUUGGAUGCUCCUGGUGUCACUGUGCAUCCCCCUCCAGGUGAAAGCCCAGACAAGGAGCCAGGUACUGACCCACCCCAAGAAGUGGGGGACCCGCCACCCCAAGGCCCAUCAAGCUCUGAGACCCCUGUCCUCCCAGAGAGCAACCCAGAGGAUGGGGGUGACACUGAGAGAAAGUGGAAGAGACUAUCUGGGCGAUUGGGGCGCUCCGAGAGCCUUCGGGUGACUGACCGGCGCCGGCCUUCCCGAGGCAGCCUCGGGGCCAAGGGCCGAGCAGGGGGCCGCUCCCGAAGUGACGUGGACACAGACCCUGGCUCUGCCACGGCGGCCCUUGGCUCCGCCCGACGUGUCACCCCAGAGCCAGGCGAUGAUGGGGAGCCAGGCCGUGCAGGGCUCGAGCUAGAACCUGAGGAGCCCCUGAGCUGGCGGGAGCUGGUCCCCCCUGACACCUUGAAUGGGAUGCAGAAGAAUCAGGUGAAGCGGCAGGAGGUGAUCAGUGAGCUGCUGGUGACAGAGGCUGCCCAUGUGAGGAUGCUUCGGGUCCUGCAUGACCUCUUCUACCAGCCCAUGGCUGACGGGGGCUUCUUUACCAUGGAUGAACUACAAAACAUCUUCCCCAGCUUGGAUGAGCUGAUCGACGUGCACUCUCUGUUCCUGGAGAGUCUGAUGAAGCUACGGCAGGAGAGUGGUCACCUCAUCGAGGACAUUGGGGACGUGCUGCUAGCCAGGUUCCAUGGCCCUGAGGGCGCCUGGUUCCAGAAGAUAUCUUCUCGCUUCUGUAGCCGCCAGUCUUUUGCUCUGGAGCAACUCAAGGCCAAACAGCGCAAAGACCCUCGAUUCUGUGCUUUUGUGCAGGAAGCAGAGAGCAGGCCUCUAUGCCGGCGGCUCCAGCUCAAAGACAUGAUCCCCACUGAGAUGCAGCGACUCACAAAGUACCCUCUGCUCCUGCAGAGCAUCUGGCAGAACACAGAGGAAGAAGAGGAGAAGAAGAAGGUGGAUCGGGCAGCUGAGUGCUGUAAAGAGAUUCUGCAUCACGUGAAUCAGUCUGUGAGGGACAUGGAGGACCUCUUGCGGCUCAAGGACUAUCAGCGCCGGCUGGACCUGUCCCAUCUCCGGCAGAGCAAUGACCCCAUGCUGAGUGAAUUCAAGAACCUGGACAUCACCAAGAAGAAGCUGGUACACGAAGGGACCCUGACUUGGAGAGUGACCAAGGACAAGGCUGUGGAGGUGCACGUGCUCCUGCUGGACGACCUCCUGCUCCUGCUGCAGCGGCAGGAUGAGCGGCUGACGCUCAAGUCUCACAGCCGGACGCUGACCCCGACCCCCGACGGCAAGACCAUGCUGCGGCCUGUGCUGAGGCUCACCUCUGCCAUGACCCGGGAGGUGGCUACUGACCACCGAGCCUUCUACGUCAUCUUUACCUGGGACCAGGAGGCCCACAUCUACGAGCUGGUGGCCCAGACUGUGUCCGAGAGAAAGAACUGGUGCACCCUCAUCACUGACACGGCUGGCUCUCUGAAGGUCCCGGCCCCUCUCGGGCGGCCCAAGUCCCGGCCCAGCCCCACCAG